CCCCAAUGGAUCCGGACAAAGCUAGCCCGUUCCCCUCCACCCUCCCGGAGUCCCCAGGUCAAACACCUCCCGGUACCGCUUUACUGCUGGGUCUGGUCGACUGCAGGAAAACACUGGGGCAGAGUGGAACUGAGAGAGGAGGAGGAGAAGAGAAGGAAGAUGGAGAUUUGAUUUCAUUAAGUGUUCAUGAUCAGAGCUGUUUGAAUGUGACUUACACCCAUCAGAGUAUCUGUUCCUUGAAGGGGUCAACAGUGGACGUUACCUGCACUUAUAGACAUCCCAGCUGGCAUAACGUCACAGAAGUAUCCUGGUUCAACAAAUGGGAGUCUGGAGUUACUGCUGAUCUAAGCCAGGACCCAGAGUAUGCAGGUCGUUUGAAGUACCAUCCAACUACAGACUAAAACUCCACCCUGAGAAUCACAGACCUAAGAGAGAGUGACUCUGCUGAAUACAAGUUUAGAUUUACAACAACUGAGGUAAAAUGAGAUACAGCUUCCCUGGAAUAACUCUGAAUGUCACAGCCCUUUUCAGACUUGCAGGUGAAGGAAACUCCUGCCACAGAGGAAGGGAAGGUAACACUGACCUGUAGCACCACCUGUACGCUAACUGACAACUCCAACCCCACCUACAUCUGGUACAAGAACAGACAACGUCUCACCAACCCAAACACCCAAGAUAACUACCUCUCCCUAGACCAAAUCAGCAGUGAGGAUGCAGGCAGCUACUCGUGUGCUGUAAAAGGCUACGAGAAUCUCCGUUCUCCUGUUACAUUUGUUGGGGAACCAAAGUCUUUGAAGAAUCCAAUUGUAGGAAUCAUAGUUGUUGUUCUAAUUCUCAUAAUCUGUCUCCUUGGGUUCAUGUGGUUCAGAAGGCCUCCAUUAUCCACGUUUGACACACAAGACAGGAGAGACACAGUAGAGAAUGGACAGAGAGACUCUAAUCCAGUGUAUGACAACGUCUCAGGCAUGGCCAUGGCCCCUACUGCAGCACAGAGACCAAUCACAGACGAGCAGGAUGACGUUACCUACGCAAGCAUCCAACACAGAAACCAGGAAGUGCCUCUAUACUCCACCGUCCCACCCCCAGAAACAGGACUAGGAUUUCCAAUAUGCUACUGUGAAAUUCAACAGCCCCAGUGCUGCUCAAUAGACAUUGGGUUGGAUUCAAUCAAAUCAUGGAAACCAACCAGCGUCUGAGAUGGGGAGCGGGAGUAGACUUGACAGUAUCCCCCCCUCUCCAGCCACAGGACAACGCCGGCCAGAAGGAUGGCCCCGAGGGUGAGGAGCGGGCCGGUCCGGAACUGGGAUGAUGUUGUGAUCUUUAAUGUCGUCUACCGGAACCCAAACCGCUCCUCCGGACCGUACCCCUCACAGUCCACUAGGUACUGGAGCCAACCCCCAUGACGUCGGGAGUCCAGGAGGGAUCUGACUGCUUAGGCCGGGCUUCCCUCGAUGUCCAGGGGAGGCAGAGGGGGACGGCAUCAGCCAGGGGACCAGGAACCACCGGCCUGAGGAGGGAAACGUGAAAAGAGGUUGAGAUACAGCAGUUAGUGGGGAGCUGUAAUCGGUAAGUAGCCUCAUUGAUCCCCCUUAGGACUUUGAAUGGUCCCACAAACCGGGGGCUCAGCUUCCGGCAGGGCAGGCGGAGCGGGAGGUUACCGGGCCGCCCCUCUGCUCUAGUGGACCCUGGGUUAGGGCGCACCGGACACCUCUGAAGCUGGUGCCCCUCCUGGCCGCAAUAGGAACAGAGCCCCAGCUGUCUCCGGCGACGCGGAGAGGUGUGUGGCCCCUACCUCCAUUGGUUCAAGCUCUGCCUCAGGACAGCCAAAGGAGGGAGGCGAGUGGCGACAUAAACUUCUAACCUCCCAGAGAAGAUUAUCCAGACAGAUGGCCAUCGAGAUGAGAGCAUCCAAGGAUAUGUUGUCAUCCCGACAUGCCAACUCCGUCUGGACCUUCUUGCGCAGACCAUUCUUGCGGAAUAGAGUGCGGAGCGCCGGCUCAUUCCAUCCGCUGGAGGCCGCCACAGUGUGAAAGGUGAGGGCGUACUCCGCAGCGGUCUGGGCACCCUGCCGGAGCUGGAAAAGUCACUCACCUCCCUCUCUGCCCUCUGGAGGAUGGUCGAAGACCGCCCUGAACAGAUACAUUAACCUCUAAUACGAACCCGGCUCCUCUUCUCUCCCAGACGGCCGUAGCCCACUCCAACGCCCCUCCGGUCAGCAGGGAAAUGACUGUGGCAACCUUGGACCCCUCGGUGGUGGGGACUCCCAUCUGAUAGACGAAAUAGAGGGAGCACUGGAGUAGGACGCCACAGCAUUUCGAUGGAGUAGUGGCAUAUUUCUCCGGAAGGGACAGUCGGGCAUCGCUGACCUGGGUGGACGGCUGGGUAGUCUGGGGGGCUGGCUCACUGUGACAACCUGUGG
Molecule: messenger RNA, 2419 nt
Organism: Coregonus clupeaformis (lake whitefish)
Lineage: Eukaryota; Metazoa; Chordata; Actinopteri; Salmoniformes; Salmonidae
Exons: 7
Coding region: 513-1196 (227 amino acids)
Source: RefSeq, a predicted model, not a curated record